Molecule: messenger RNA, 1835 nt
Organism: Triticum urartu
Lineage: Eukaryota; Viridiplantae; Streptophyta; Magnoliopsida; Poales; Poaceae
Source: RefSeq, a predicted model, not a curated record
UCUUUCCUAUCCUUCCAAAUGGCAAUAGAUUUGUGCAAAGUUUUGGAGCGUGAAGUUUCUGAUGGAAGAAUCACUUUAAUUCUAGGUUGAGCCAUGGUAUAUCCCAUCUCCUUUACACCGAUGACAACAUCAUAUUCUUCAAGACUUCAGAGGCUCAUGGAAGUAACGUGAGAUAUGCUUUCACUCUAUUUUUAGAAUGGUACUCGAUGCAUGAAUUAGUCCAUAGUAGUGUUAGACAGUGUGUGUGGAGUUAGCUAGGGUAAUGGUUGGUGUCAGUCAUGUCUCAUGACGACUGUUUGAGCUAGCUGUAAUGGGUUACGCUUGGUUUUUCACUAAUUAACCAAACAAUUUUCUUGUGCUUGAUUAAUAGAUUGAUGCAUUCAGACCUCAUUUUCAGGGGAAAAAUAUUGAAGGAGUGAAAAUGUUGAAUGAUUGAUCAACAACUCCAAGAGAAACAAUGAAUCCUUCGAUUUUGUCAUCAUAAGAGACACAUGGAACUAACAUGUACUACUUCAUAAUUAUAUUUGCUGGUAGGCAUAAAUGGGCUGAGAUCCACGUCAUAAAACACUACACAAUUCUGUUAGUGGGUCCAAAACUCCAAAGAGCUGCACAUGGGCCGGCCCGAGAAGCCAUUCGCCAGCUACCGCUCGAUCGCCCGCCAUCGCCUCGCUCACAGACAUCCCAUCCCAGCCGUGCUUGGCGACAGACCACCGGCAGCGGCGGCGCCCAGCACGGUGCUGAGAUCCCGAUUCCGUUGUGGCUGCGCUCUGCAAGAAGGCAUUUCUCGGAAGUUGUCUUCUUCUUUCCUACUACAACAUCAUUUAGAUUCUGGUCGCCAUCCGAUAUGGACAAAAGUAAUACAUCUGGCUAUGCUGAGGACAUUACCGAGACUCAGAAAUAUGCAAACCCUGAGAGAGCCAACAGGGGAAGUUUUCCUUUUCCACAUACAACCCUAUUGGGGGAAAGGAAAACUUUCAAAAGGGCAGCAAACAGGGGAAGGAAAUACUCCUGGGCAACGUCAAGUAGAACAUAUCAUUUGAGAUCAUCUGACAGUGCCAGGGUUCUUCGUUCUAGAUCAGUUGCACAUAAGUCGCCUAGUGACGCUAUGCAAACUCAAAGAGAAAGAGCCGUGAAGAAGCCAACUGGCGACCCUGUGGACACUCCCCUAAAGCCAACUGCUAAAAGAAUAAGAAGGAAAAAAACAACAGAGAGUGGACCAGACGAUGAGUUAUUGAAAAUUCCUAAGGGGAUUAGAUACUUUUUGAAUCGGAUAAACUUUCAGCAAAGUUUUCUUCAAGUGUAUGAGAGUGAAGGCUGGAAAAAUCAAAGGUUCGCCACCUCUCUAUUCACCUUUCAUUUGUAGCUAAAGUUUCAUUUAUUAUUACUCCCACUACUCCCUUCUUUAUGAUCUUUUAGUUAGCACAAUUUCAUAAUUGUAACCUGCAUUUAUCUUUUUACACCCGAAUUGCUUAUUUUAGCUCCACUCGUUACUUGCAUAUACACGGAUUCUUAUCUGGUCGUAGGGCAGUUAUUGCACCAUCCGCACGCCCCCCUCAGCUCGUUUCGUACCCACACGUGCAUGCUUGUUAUUUGCUUAGUCUGAAUAGCUAGCAACAGGAAACAAUUAUUACUCCAGACACGAUGCAUCCAUACUAUUGCUUUACUCCCAACGUUUGAUCAGAUGGGCAAUUAAACAACUGCUGGAAAUUAAUGAACUAAUACACAUUUUAACCAGAGGUAAAAUCCAAACUACCACUCUAGGCUCCUCCUUGGUCUUACCGAAACAACUAAUAGACUAGACAUUAUAAAUGGAAUGGAGAGAGCAAAUAAAAAUU